Pomacea canaliculata is the source of this 1681-nucleotide messenger RNA. Its product is annotated as elastase-like. Gene Ontology annotation, molecular function: metalloendopeptidase activity. NCBI's taxonomy places the organism in Eukaryota, Metazoa, Mollusca, Gastropoda, Architaenioglossa, Ampullariidae. The record is from RefSeq and is a predicted model, not a curated record. Bases 50 to 1474 code for a protein of 474 amino acids. Gene Ontology annotation, biological process: proteolysis. The transcript is spliced from 11 exons.
UAGCACAGGUGAGCCCGUCAGUCUGGUAUCUGCAAACACAAGCUCCAGGAUGUCGUGGACAUCACUUUUUGCAACCGCUGUCGCCUUGACGACUACGUGGGAGGUUGAAAGUAAGAAUUUAAACCCGACAAAAGUUGAUUUAGGAGGCGGACUCUCUAUGCUGUUGGUCCGAGCAGUAAGGACUGUGAGUGGGAACUACAGAGCCCGGAUGAACCUCUGCUGCUACGACACUUGUUACUGGAACUUUGGUGUAGAGGCGGAGUACAACAGCAACGGCAAGUAUUCUGACAUCUUCUGGCCACCGAGGUCCGUCUUCCCGCCAUGUGACUCCACCAUCCAAAAGAAAAUAAAGAAGAGCAGCAUCGAUAAGAAACGACUGAGAGAGAUUAAAAGAAGCUACUUGACGAAUCUUGGACUAAAAAGAAAAGAUGUGAAGAGGGUGUCGCAGAAGGUGGAGCUGGUUCUCAGGGAAAUCAACGGGAUCAUCGAACCUGUCGUCUUUGCUGACGUCAUCUACGAGAACGCACACCAAGCAGUUCGCUUCGUCGCCCAGUUCGCCGCCUUGACGGGCGAGUUGGUCUUCGUUCACGACAAACUGUUGCUUGAGAAGGUGCAAGAGUCACAGGAAUCAUUAGACAGCGACAACAGCGACAGUGAGGACAGGGACGACAGAAGCGAUAGUAACGAGAACAUCAAGGGGAGCGAAACGGUGUGUGCGAUCGGAUCAGGUGGAAACCCUCUGACCGGGUACAUCAGCUACGGCUCGGGUACCAACGACACUUGCCUGCCUGUGGCAGCCAACAGGAACAAAUGCAGCCUCUACCUGGAUGGAGUGGGUCAGGUGAGGAGCGGCAGAGGACACCCCAGAGGAUGUCUGGACUCUCCCCCGAUCUCCUUCCCCUGUGACGUAGGGCUGUAUGACGCGGUGAAUGAAGCGCCCUCUGUCGGCUUGGAUGCUAUGCGAGGGAUUUACCUCGCGAGAGAUGUUUUGAGAGAGUUGAACAUAGAAGUUCCAGCAAGUUGUCAGGUGGACGUAUGCGUUAACUUCGGCAACCAUCUGCAAAACUCCAUGUGGACAGGGAAAUCCAUUUUGGUAGGCGACGGUCGGGAGGGUAGAAGCUACCCGUUCUCCACACCCGACUGCAUGUGUCAUGAGUUUGCUCACUGCCUCACGGACUCCUGGUCAGGGCUGUUGAUGAACGGUCAGGCCGGCGGCAUCAAUGACGCAUUUUCGGAUGCUUUUAGUCAGGUGUGCAAAUUAAACAUCGGGGGACCAUCUUGGACAGUCGGAGAAACCAACUUCUAUGACGGCAGUGGAUCGACACCUAUUCGGUAUUUUGAAGAUCCUACUUUGGAUGGUUACUCCAUCGACAACGCCGCCAACUACACCGAGGACCUCGACAGCCACUUGUCGUGUGGGGUCUACAACAAAUUUUUCUUCUGUCUUUCCGUGGAUAAGGGGUGGGACCUUUGAACUCUUUGUACCUUCUGCUACUCACCAACCUCAUCAGCUGGCAGCCCGAGACCACGUUUGAGGAGGGAGCCUGCGCAGUCCUCCGCACCGCCCCCGCCUUUGACUUUGAUGUGACGAGUGUGACAGAGUGUUUCAACAGGGUGGGGCUCCUUCAACCACCCGACUCCUGCCCACCAACGGGUAUGGGAUUAGUUGUUUCCCCGCUUC